Danaus chrysippus (African queen) is the source of this 1206-nucleotide messenger RNA. Lineage: Eukaryota; Metazoa; Arthropoda; Insecta; Lepidoptera; Nymphalidae. The record is from the annotation of a GenBank genome assembly.
UUGGAGUUUAAUACGUGCUGGGCUGUAAGUAAUAUGGAUUCUGAGAUAGAAAGAGAACAGUUACUUGGCCAUCAGACGAAACCAGCUGUUAAAUGUGAUAUAGUGAAUGAAUGUCAAAUGUUCUUAAAGGCGGAGGAGGGUGGCGGUGAUGCUCACGUGAAUAUGAAAGAAAAUGUAGAAGCAGGACAAAGUGAUAGAUCCAAUUUCUUCAAUUCAUCCCCGUAUCCGACUAAAGAGGUUUUAUCUGAUGAUACAGUAAAUAAAGAUGGAAAUAAUUCACAAGAUAGUGAAAAGAAGUCGGCAAAUGAUAGUACAAUAGAUAUUGAACCAGAUAAUGGGUUGCCGAAUACAGUGACUGUAUUGGAUGCUCCCGAUGGAGGGAAGAUAUAUCUCGUUGGAACUGCUCAUUUCAGUUUAGAAUCUCAAGAAGAUGUAUCCAAGGUGAUACAAAAAGUAUGUCCUCAUAUUGUAAUGGUAGAGUUAUGUGAACAGAGAACCAAUAUCUUACUGCUUGAUGAAGAAGUUAUAUUAAGGGAAGCUAAGAAUAUCAAUAUAGCUAAAAUAAGGACAACAAUGGCUGAGAAUGGUGUAUUUAAUGGCCUUAUGUACAUAUUGUUGUUAAAUAUGUCAGCGCAUAUCACUCGUGAGCUUGGUAUGGCCCCUGGAGGUGAAUUCAGGCGAGCUAUGGCUGAGGCCAAAAAGAUACCUAACUGUGUUAUCCAACUGGGUGAUAGAGCUAUUGAUAUAACACUACACAGAGCUAUAUCUUCACUCACCUGGGGUCAAACAAUACGGUUCAUAUGGCACUUACUCACAUCCAACCAAACUAUCAGUUUAGAGGAAGUUGAGAGAUGUAAACAAAAGAAGUUACUAGAAGACAUGUUGGAAGAAAUGGCUGAAGAGUUCCCGCCAUUGAAGCGUGUGUUUGUCGUUGAGAGAGACAUGUAUCUGAGUCAUUCACUACAAGUUGCUGCUUUACAACCACGUCGGGAGCCGUGUAGAAUCGUCGGUGUAGUCGGUAUAGGUCACGUGGCUGGUAUUGUUGAACACUGGGGCAAAAUUAGUCCACAAGAUAUAGCGCCGCUGUUGAAAGUUCCCCCGCCGUCCGUAUCGACUCGUGUUCUUCGCGUGUGUGUCCGCGCCGCUUGUGCGGGCGCCCUAGUGUACGCUGUAUACAAGAUGGUGCCUAGAAGAUGGCUUCCAUGA